GUGACAUCAGCAUCAUCUACACACCUGCUAGUGACAUCAGCAUCAUCUACACACAUGCCAGUGACUUCAGCAUCAUCUACACACCUGCUACUGACAUCAGGAUCAUCUAUACACCUGCUAGUGACAUCAGCAUAAUCUACACACAUGCUAGUGACAUCAGCAUCAUCUACUCACCUGCUAGUGACACCAUGCUUCUCUUCACCUGCUAGUAACUUGUCUGCUUUGUGAUAAGCAAAUUUUGCUAUCUUCCAAUUCUAAACACAUCAGAAAUCACCAACCCCUCCUGACAUAUCUUUCCAGUUGGGAGUAGGUAUGUUGCAACAAUAUAACAUAAAUAACAAUAAAAUAUAAUUAAUUGAAGCAUGACUUAUUGGGGUAACUGUUUUUUCUUGUAAUAGAACACUAUAGAACUACAUUCACUAUAGAACAGGAACAUCAUUUGUUGGUAAAUUUUUCAUGCCUACUUUCUUCCUAGCAAAAAAUUAAUGUAUAUGCCAAAGUAGAAUUCAACAACUUUAGCUGUGAUCUCUGUGAUCAGCUCAUCAUCUCUCCAUACCCUCUCCACAUGGAAGUCACCUCUUGUACUUGUCACAAGAUCACACCAGGUUAACUAAGCCAGGAACCAUCAGCUGACCGUGGAAUGCCAAUUGUGUGUUUCUAUCUCAGUUUUGCAUGGUCCCCAAUAAACUCAACGUGGGAUUCCUCUCUGAUUUCUUUCACAUCAGGGCACUUAACCUCUAGCAGGCCACAGAGAGGUUCUUCAUUUGGGUCCACCACUUUGCCAUCUGCACCAAGGUGUGGAGCAUCAGGGUGGAUGAUGAGACCAGAUGGAAGAACGUUAACGUCAGAGGUGUCCUCAUAGCGCUCCACUGAAGGUCAGUCCAGAUGGCUUUCAUGUCCAGACUGUCCCGGUCACGGAGUAAUUCCAGAUCUCCCAGCAGAAAGGAUUCAGAGAAAGGCUCUCCUGUACUAACUGUUACUGAACUUGAGCGUCUGCUGUACACUGGGAAAACCGCCUGUAAUCAUGCAGAUGAAGUGUGGCCGAGGCUCUACAUAGGUGACCAAGAAAUUGCCUCCAAUCGCAAAGAACUCGUCAAACUCCGGAUCACGCACAUCCUCUACUGUGCUCAGAGCAAAUGGAGAGGAGGCGCAGAGUAUUAUGCUGGCAUGAAAAUCACAUAUCACGGCAUUGAAGCUCACGACUUGCCCUCUUUUGACAUGAGUGUCAACUUCUACCUAGCAGCUGAGUUCAUUCACAGAGCCCUUAGUACCGGAGGAACGAUUCUUGUGCAUUGUGCCGUUGGGCUGAGCAGAUCUGCUACAUUGGUUCUCACCUACCUCAUGAUUCACCAGAACAUGACUUUAGUAGAGGCCAUAAAGACUGUGAAGGACCACCGUGGUGUCACGCCUAACUGCGGUUUCCUACGGCAGCUCAGCGGUCUGGACCGCAUACUGCGCACCAGCCGCAUUGCAACAUAAAGCAAUGUGUACUGUAAAUGAGAGCAGAGUGUCUUUACAUACAGUGAGUUUAUUCCAGCUGUCCUCUUGUGGUCAGUAGAAAUGCCUUAUUACAUCAGGACCUCUAGAAAUGUGUGUAAUGCCUUAUUCAGUGUUAGAUAUCAUGUGACCACCCACUGAAAUGUUGCUGUUAAUCACCACAAGUGUUUUUGUGUUUAAAAAGUUAAAUUAGAACAACACAAGGUGUAGACAAGUUUAGAACAGUUUGUCAUGUGCGAGACAAAAAUGGGUCAAAAAUGGGUCCAUCUAAUGCAUGUUUACAAAAAAAACCUGUGUCAUGCGCGAGAUGCUACAAAAGAUGCAAUAGCAGUGGUCAAACAUUUACACACACACAUUUACAAGAGAAGCAGCACCAUGGAAUGCAAAAAAGCAUUUUUUGUGCAAAUUCAAUUAGCAACAGCCACAGACUCGCAUCAGUCCCUUAAAAAAUCUAGUGACCACAUAGAAUUGGCAUCGCAACCACUCACUUUAAGCACUUUUGUAACCACCUAGACUGCAACUGCCAAUAGCACCCUAACAACAUAGAACAAUGUACCACAUAAUACUACCAUAUAGUGACCAUCCAGAACACUUAACAUCGCCCAAAUAUUUAGGUGACCAGGUUCUCACAAGAUGCUCCUCUCUUAUGUCAUCCAAUUUUAAACACAACUUCAAAAUUUUCUUAUGAUGCAGUGCUAUAAUAUUAUGAAAGUUUGAAAGUAUGGUCCAUCGGUUUUGCAUUUCAGUUUGGGUAAUGUAGCUGGUCACAUUCGUUACAGACAGUUUUAUUACACAUUAACAUUGACGUGUGCUUUGUAUAAAUACUAAAGAUGUCAUGUGAAGUGUUCUAUGUUUCAAGUUGUCUCUUUUAACUUGUUUUGUAAUGCAUUGUAAUAUAGAGUAGCUUUACUGUACACAAGAAGUGCAGUCUUGUACUUACAAAUCCAGCAAAUCCUCAAGUGCAGUACAAUGUACCGACUGUAGCUAUAUGAAUUGCAUUGUGUUGGUAUUAUUGUCCUUUCUGUACAUUUGUAUUAUUGGGGACAGCUGUUUAUUAUAUUUGUGUACGUGUUCAUCAUGGUUACAUCUAACAUAAAUUAACUGCAACAGCCAGAGCUGAACUACUGCCAGAUCCCUUCCACUGUACCUGGAUCUAAACUACACGCCAGUUUGGGUGAAAAUGUUGAUCGCUCAGAGAUUAAAGCCGGAGACAAAACGGGGCAUUCAACCAAAUGUAAAAUCAUUGUGAUUUUAAUUAUAAUGUACAUUAAAUCUAAUAAACAUAAUUUCAUUUUCCAAGUUGCCUUUGUGCUU
Messenger RNA from Carassius auratus (goldfish), 2811 nucleotides. RefSeq names its product dual specificity protein phosphatase 26-like. Gene Ontology annotation, biological process: protein dephosphorylation; negative regulation of MAPK cascade. The coding region runs from base 886 to 1479 and encodes 197 amino acids. The record is from RefSeq and is a predicted model, not a curated record. Gene Ontology annotation, cellular component: cytoplasm. The transcript has 5 exons. Lineage: Eukaryota; Metazoa; Chordata; Actinopteri; Cypriniformes; Cyprinidae. Gene Ontology annotation, molecular function: MAP kinase phosphatase activity; protein tyrosine/serine/threonine phosphatase activity.